Molecule: messenger RNA, 1265 nt
Organism: Sitophilus oryzae (rice weevil)
Lineage: Eukaryota; Metazoa; Arthropoda; Insecta; Coleoptera; Curculionidae
Exons: 4
Coding region: 125-1114 (329 amino acids)
Biological process (GO): tRNA 5'-leader removal
Cellular component (GO): ribonuclease MRP complex; fibrillar center; nucleolar ribonuclease P complex
Molecular function (GO): ribonuclease P RNA binding; ribonuclease P activity
Source: RefSeq, a predicted model, not a curated record
GAUUACAGAUGUUUGGCAUCAUUUUGACACCACAGAAUAACUAUUUGACACUGACAGGUUUGAGCUUAUUGACCAUAGAUAAAGGUGUUUUUGACUUUGACUUGAUAUUUUACAUUUUUGAGCUAUGACUGAAGCUCCUGUAUUAUCAAAAAAGCAACAAAACCAAUCACUCUCUGCUAAGAAAACUAAGACUAAAACAUGUAUAAAAAAUGUUCUAGCAACACCAUUUAAAAAAUCCCAUUGGCCAUGUAUUUGUGAAGAUCAUUACAAUUCUUUAAAAGCUGUUUUGGAAGAGGACUUACCAAGACUAGUUCCCGAAAAAGUAAAAAUUUCUUGGAAGGAAAUGAAACAUGUUCCAAGAAAUGAACGAAAAAAAUUUCGACAAGAAUGCUUGCAGAAACAAAUAGCUGAGAGGGAAAAGUCCGAUGUACAGUGUGAAAACAGGGACGGUUUAAUACUAGGUGUAAAUGAUGUCUCCAAAGCUUUAGAGAAUAGUAGUGUAAGUCAUAUACUUAUCACUGCUGAGGUAGAGCCAAGGAUAUUGGUAAAACAUGUAAUAAACCAAGCCAUAAUGAAUAAAAUACCUACUUUAGUUAUGCCCUAUUUAAGAACACUUUUAAAAGCAAAAUGUGGCAUAUCAAGUAUGGUUCUUGGCUUUAGAGAUCACCAUCCAAAGUAUUCAUUAGUGCAAACUUUAAUUGAAGAAAUGGCAACUAUGUAUCCUGUCGAUAAAAGGCACCCUUAUUAUUCUAGAGCGCAAAAUGAUUCGGUGAUGUUUGUUGAUGAAAGCAAUUCACAAUUAGAGCAAGACGACUCAGUUAUGAUAGUGCAACCAGAGCAAGAUAAUACAGUUAUGAUAGCAGAGCAAGAUGAUUCAGUUAUGAUAAUAGAAGAUACUGAAGAUGAAAAUAAGUCAGUGUAUUUAACUCGAACUGAUAAAACUAAGAGAGUGUUUGUGCCUGAAACAAAAACUUCUAAAAAGGAAAAGACCAACUCAGAAGUGUUUAUACCGUUUAGUUAUGCAAAUGAUCUAUUUACACCAUUGAGGGUUACUAGAAUGAGGAAAGAUGAAAACAGAAAAACGAAAAGAGGCAAAUUAAUAAAAAUUAAGUAAUUAAUUUAACCAAACCAAAUUAAACAUUAUAAUAAUGGCAACUCUAAGAGAACAUAGUUUGUUAAUUUAUGCACCUUUUUAUGCAUAUAAAUAAAAUUGUGAAGUAUCUGUGAUUUCUAAAUAAAGUUUCUUCAAGUUCAUGUAGUUAUUU